ACCGCACCUGACAUUACACACGCACCUUCUGACAGUUGUCCUCUAAAUCUAAACAUUAAAAAGUGCCAGAUAUUACUGUAACCAAAACUAACAGUAAUACAAGCGUAAGUUAAAUUGAAUGUAGUGUCCGACGAGGUGGAGAUGACUGCUCGAGGAACACCGAGUCGUUUCUUACAGAGUGUUCUUCACAAUGGAGUGGGUCGUUACGUGUGUCAGCUGAAGCGAAUAUCUCUGAUCUUCUCCAAGAAAGGACAGGGUUCUUUAGGAGUCAGGGAUUUCAUUGAGGAAGGUGUGGUGGACUUUGCCAAGAAGAACCCAGGGACUGUGGUUUACAUCUCGCCUCAGUCCUGCAGAAUUCCAAAAAUAGUAGCUGAAUAUUUGAACGGCAAUGUGAAGGAGGAAACCGUCACCAACAGAACAUCACAGCAGAUUACUGAACUUAUUACUAAGCUGUCCGACCAGUCAGGACUGGACAUUAUCCGCAUUCGUAAACCCUUCCACACAGACAGCCCUAGUAUCCAGGGCCAGUGGCACCCUUUUACAAAUCGACCCCCCAGUAUAGAUCCAGUUGGCCCCCAAUCAAAAUAGGAACAAUGUAUUUAAAUCCUGACAUUUUGGAUGAGCUGUAAUAGUGUGAACAUCCUCUGGCACAGCACCAAAAUCAGCAUACAUUUGUUCAUACUUCGAUGAUUUAAGUAUUUACAACAGGGAUCCCGAGCUGCACUUUUAAAGGGAUAGUUCACCCCAAAAUGGAAAUUCUGUCAUCAUUAACUAACUCUCAGGUUGUUCCAACCCCAUUUGACUCUUUGCUGUGGAAAACAAAAGGAGAUGACAGAAUUUGACUUUUUAGCUGAACUAAACCUUUAAGAUGAGACUUCUGUUCAAUGAAUUAAGAUAAGUUACUCAUAUCUUGAUGAAAUUAUGCUUAUUUAAUGGGUUUUUGACAAUUCUGUUGGCAGUAAUUGCUUGUAAGAUUGCUAUCGAUUGAAAAAUAACUUUUUCGUUUUGGAAAUAAAGUUCUGAACUGAAGCUACUAU
Xyrauchen texanus (razorback sucker) is the source of this 1037-nucleotide messenger RNA. Its product is annotated as 39S ribosomal protein L43, mitochondrial-like. The record is from RefSeq and is a predicted model, not a curated record. Bases 142 to 588 code for a protein of 148 amino acids. NCBI's taxonomy places the organism in Eukaryota, Metazoa, Chordata, Actinopteri, Cypriniformes, Catostomidae. Gene Ontology annotation, cellular component: mitochondrial large ribosomal subunit. Gene Ontology annotation, molecular function: structural constituent of ribosome. Gene Ontology annotation, biological process: mitochondrial translation. The transcript has 3 exons.